Messenger RNA from Leptomonas pyrrhocoris, 1044 nucleotides. RefSeq lists its product as hypothetical. Lineage: Eukaryota; Euglenozoa; Kinetoplastea; Trypanosomatida; Trypanosomatidae. The coding region runs from base 121 to 1044 and encodes 307 amino acids. The record is from RefSeq and is a predicted model, not a curated record. The transcript has a single exon.
AGUCUCCACGGGACAGUAGUAUUACGCAAAACUAGUUAUUAUUAGUAUUUCAUUAUUAUUAUUAUUAUUUAUUUAUUCAUCUGCGCUACGUAGUGAUCAUCUUUUCCUUUCGCAACUAAAAUGCUCCGUUCUCGCGUUCUACGGAGCGUGACUGUCGGCCCCGCAAAGAUGCCGGAAACGCUGCCGCCGUGGGCUAUCAAAAAGCGUACUUAUCUGAGUCUGGUCCUCGACCGCUGGGCCGUCAAGCUUCAGCGUGUGGCAACGCAGGUGAUUAAGGUGAGCGACCGUCUCAUGAGCGUGCAGCCAAAAGAAGAGCUGUACCGUAUUCCACGUCUUCUCAAGGUGAACGGUAAACGUCCUUCUGUGAUGGACAACUGCUUUAUCGCCCCAAGUGCGAUAGUUACUGGGGACGUAAAUAUUGGCCGCAAGAACUACAUCGGCUACAACGCCAUUAUCCGCGCUGAGGAGGGCGAGAGCAUUCACCUUGGCGAGAGCUGCAACGUCCAGGAGAAGGCUGUGGUCACCGGAAACACGACAGUGGGCAAAUGGACGACGAUCGAACCGAUGGCUAUAGUGGAGUCCGCUGACAUUGCAUCCUGCUCAUUUGUAGGCGCGAAUGCCAUUGUGAUGAAGGGCUGUAGCAUUGAGUCUGGCUCAAUGCUGUGUGCCGCGAGUGUUUUGCAAGCUGGUGCUGUGAUACCUUCUGGUGAGAUGUGGGCUGGAAAUCCGGCGCAAAAGGUGGCUGACCUCACCGAGAAGGAGAAGGAGGACAUCAUUAAGGCCGCAAAGCAUUCUGUUCUCCUCGCCAUUGAGCACCACGAUUCGUGGGAGCUCACGUGGGAAGAAGUCGAAGACCAGCGUGACGCACGCGAGCUUUUUGCCCGGUAUGCUGAGAGCAACCGCGAGGUGCGCAUCAAGGCAAUGUACAUUAAGGAGCCUCCGCGUCCGAACCGCAAGAAGAUGGGCCGCAUGACGCCGCAGGAACUCUCUAACGGCUCCGAGAAUGUCCCAGCGAUGACGGAAAGCAUUAUCGGCGGGCAUUGA